Malus domestica (apple) is the source of this 1636-nucleotide messenger RNA. Its product is annotated as UDP-N-acetylglucosamine transporter UGNT1. Gene Ontology annotation, molecular function: antiporter activity. Lineage: Eukaryota; Viridiplantae; Streptophyta; Magnoliopsida; Rosales; Rosaceae. The record is from RefSeq and is a predicted model, not a curated record. Gene Ontology annotation, cellular component: Golgi apparatus.
GUAGGGACCAAUUGACCUGCCCAAUUCGAACCCGCCCCAGACGAGGCUCAACUCUCCCAUUUGAAUUGAAUUCUUGUCCCAUUCCUUUCCCUAACGUUGAACUCUAUCUUAUCACAGACACAGACUCCGACAGAGAGAUUAGAGAUGUCGGGUUCGGUCAAGAAUUCGAUAUUGCCGGUGUCGGAUCCUCCGAGGGACCAGGAGAGAGAGAGACUCAUCGGAGCUGGCGACGAUGAGAAACUCUUCAGAGGAUCCGCCAUGACCAGACGUGGAGCCUACGCUGCAAUCUCGUACAUGGCUUGUGCAGUGAUGUUGGUGAUGUUCAACAAGGCAGCUCUCUCGUCUUAUAAAUUUCCAAGUGCAAACGUUAUCACACUUUUUCAGAUGAUAUGUUCAUGUGGUUUUCUCUACACCUUGAGACGCUGGAAGAUGAUUUCUUUCACAGUAGGUGAAUCUUUGAUUAUUUCUGACGACAGCACCACAACACUUGUACCAUUAAAAACAUUGAAGAAAACCCUUCCUCUUGCAGGAGCUUAUUUGCUGUACAUGCUAGCCACCAUGGAGUCUGUCCGUGGAGUAAAUGUUCCCAUGUACACCACCCUCAGAAGAACUACCGUGGUAUUUACAAUGGUUAUGGAGUAUGUUUUGGCUGGGCAGAGAUAUACAGCUCCCAUUGUUCGAAGUGUCGGCCUGAUUGUUCUUGGUGCAUUUGUUGCCGGAUCUCGGGAUUUGUCAUUUGAUGCCUAUGGCUAUGGUGUUGUUUUCUUAUCCAACAUCACGACAGCAGUAUAUCUUGCAACCAUAGCCCGUAUUGGGAAAUCCAGUGGCCUUAAUAGUUUUGGCCUCAUGUGGUGUAACGGAUUCACAUGCGGACCGAUUUUGCUGUUUUUGACUUUUAUUAGUGGUGACUUGAAGGCAACAAUCGAGUUUCCUUAUCUUCUUUCACCUGGUUUUAUGGCGGUCUUGCUUUGUUCCUGUAUAUUAGCCUUCUUCUUGAAUUACAGCAUAUUCCUUAACACAACUCUGAAUUCAGCUCUUACGCAGACAAUUUGUGGUAACUUGAAGGAUUUUUUUACUGUUGGACUUGGCUGGAUGCUAUUCGGCGGCCUUCCAUUUGAUAUUUUGAAUGUUAUCGGUCAAUCUCUCGGUUUCCUUGGCUCUGGGUUGUAUGCCUACUAUAAGCUCAUAGGGAAGUAACAUAUUCAACAAAUGUCUAGUUCUCUCACCUGAAGACGAUUAGUUGCUGCCCUUGUUUACACCACCACCAAAUUUGAAUUUGCGAUUACGAGGCUCUUGGAGUGAGAUGUGCAGUAUUAAGACCGGAGACAUCCGCUCAGUGGUGGAUUUAACUGUUAACUGGAAACGGAGUGUACGUAUUCUUCCAUACCAACCAGCAGGUGUUGGAAACAACGGCUGCACAAUUUGGCAUUGGCAGCUGCUUGCUGAUUUAGUUUGUUUGGGCUUUGUCAUUGUAUACCAUGAAUAUUUUCCCUUCUUCCAAUAUUUCGGUCACAUAUGCUCAAUUUUUGAAGCGACGGUAAACGCAAAAUGUAGUUUCAUAUAUACUGUUGAUCGUACGUUUUUUGUUGGAACUAUAUUAGUUGUGCGUGUAUGCAAGCUCGUGUUUUUUUUUUUA